Molecule: messenger RNA, 6626 nt
Organism: Mus caroli (Ryukyu mouse)
Lineage: Eukaryota; Metazoa; Chordata; Mammalia; Rodentia; Muridae
Gene: Arhgef4
Product: Rho guanine nucleotide exchange factor 4
Biological process (GO): intracellular signal transduction
Molecular function (GO): guanyl-nucleotide exchange factor activity; protein binding
Source: RefSeq, a predicted model, not a curated record
AGGAGCAGCGGGUGGCCGUAGUGCCCGGGCGGCACCAUGCUCGGUGUGGUGCACUUCCUUCGCAGCUUCUUUAAGACUCCAGAGCCAGGUGUGCCCCCUCCAGGUGAGGGAGAGUGUGAAGACAACCAGCUCCACCCAGGCCCUGCAGACUCGGAGGAACAGGAAUGGCAUCAGGAAACAAACCCUGAGGACUUGGAGACACUGUCCCAUAAGAGCGAAAGUCGAUCGGAUACAAAAACAGAUCCCUUUGAAAGCGCUUCUGAGGCGGAGUCCCUCCCGGGUGACCUCACUGGUGGAGUUGGCCUCUCCGAAAGAGAAGCAGGCUGGGGAUGCCCUGAGGACUCAACAGUUAGACUUCCCCAAGGACGGCAUUUGGUCUGUGAUGAAGGGCUCCAUACAGAGGAAGAGCUGGAUCUACCCUCAGGCUUAAAGGCAGGUUCUCAGCUAAGUAAAUUGCACAUGUUGACUGCUGGAAGACAGGACGAAGCAUGCCCCUGCAGCCGUGUGGCUAGCUUUGUACAGGAGUCUGUGCCAGCGUCUGUGUGCUUCUCGAGGCAUGCCAGCAGCAACAGCAGCCCCCACCUGCGAAAGGCCAGGUCUAGGGGCUAUCUGGAUGCCCCUGUGGUCUGUCCUUGCUUUCACCGACACUGUGAAUUAGGUAAGAGCUGGCCACAAAUCCACAUCAGGACUAUAGCAGCAAAGAUACCUCCCACAGGCUCACAGCACAAUGACUUCCCUCUGUGGAUCAGGACAAAGAAGGGGCCUGCUCCAAGGCCCACAGUGGGCACAGACUUGUUCCGGGUUCAUCCCUUCCUUGACAUAGCCUGUCAACCUCGAUUGGGCACACCUUAUCUCUUAGACACCAAGUGUCAUCAGAGUGCCCCAGAAAAUCUUGGUGCCAAUGCCAAGACACCUCAAGGGUACCUCUGCUGGCAGGUAAAGACUCUGGUCAGGGCCCAUUCUAUAGCGUCAUUUCCUUUAGGUUGUCCUAAAGAGCCUCUGAAGCAGAAAGGUACAAAUUGGCCCUACUUUCGGGAAGGGACAGAAAUAGAACCCGACGACCCAAUCCUUCACAACGCCCAGUCCCCUGGGCCCACCCAGCUGUCUCAUUUACUUCCUACUUCUCAAAGCAAGGCCCCUCCUUUGCAGGGUGAGUGCAAGCUGAGUGAUUGUAGCUUUAAGAGGGCAUCUCCAGACACACCCUGUGUAGGCCUUCCACUGGAAAACCAGGUAGAACAGGCUUCUAGGUCAUGCCCAGCCCCUUUCGACCUUACUUCAGAAUUGCUGAAGCUCAACAGCCAAGAGGAAGUGCCCAGGCCGGCUGAAUGCAAGCCAGGGCACAGCCCAGAAAGCAGACUUGAGGAGCCCAAAGGUGUUCACCCUGAUGAUGUUUUCAGUAAACAACAGUGCCUGCUAAACAUCUCCAGAGAGGCAGGAAGCCAGACAGAGAACUACCCAUCAAUGGGUGCUCUCCAGGAGGAAAGAAAGCCGCCUGAUAGGGCCUCCCUCUUCCCACAACACUGCUGCCAUGGUGAGGUACCUGUGUGCAACAGAAUGCUUGCAGGUUCCUGGGAAGAAGAGAACGAUAGCGCCUGUGCCCCAAAGACAGUCCUGAAAUCAAGUGUAAUUGGCUCUUUAGAAGCAGCAGAAGAGGGAGUGGUUCUAGACCUCCAACACAAUGGGAAGGCCUUGCAAAGUCUUUUGGACUUCACAACAUUGGAAGUAUCUCACCGCAACCCUGGGAGUGAGUGUGCACAGGGACCUGGGGAUGACCCGGAGCCUUCCCCUUCUGGCCAGCGGCAGGCUCGGGGAGCCCACGGGGUCUCCAGGCACAGCUGCAAAUUCAUUAUGAUAGCAGUAAAGCAGGAAGGAAGGCAGACUUCUACAAGGAAGGCUCACUGUCUCAUAGAACCACAGUGUGGGCACCUUCCAGAGAAGGGGACAAGCGCCACGACUUAUGAUUCUCCCAGGACCUCAGAAAUGUCCGUGUUUGGCAAUGAAUGUGAGCUGCUGGGAUGUCCAGGGGCAGAGGUGGAUGGUGGGGCUCCUCAGCUGCUGGCCCAAGGCAUAGAGCACGUGAGAGUGCCAAUUUCUAGGACUGCUUCGGAUGACACUUUGAGCUCAGAGGAGACACUGGAGGGCGAGCUGCUUGGGGAAAGAUUGGACUUAGGGUCUGAGUGUGUACACACCGAGCAGAACCAGAAGUUGCCCAGCUCAGAACACAAACGAGGAAGGUGUGGCACAGGCGAUGCGGAGAAUGCGGAAAUCUGCGCGUGCGCGAGCGAGGUAGAGGUUCCCCUUUCAGGAGUCUUGGCUUCAAGCACCACAAUACUGGGGUUCCAGGAACCAUGCGGUGGGUUUCAGCAGAGUGUGCUGGAGUCAGAGCAGCGCCCUGCCUGUCUUCAGAUGACCCCUUUAAGAACUGACAUGCCCUGGUCCAGGGAGAUGCCUGGCGGGGACAUACCCUACAGCCAGGCCUUAACCUCGGAGGACUUGAACCCAGUUUACCCUAGCCCCGAAGAAAGGGUCCCCCACAGUCCCUGCCAGGGGGAACCACCUCUACACCACGUGCACCAGAGCGUAUCUCUGGAGACCAAAUCUGGUGUGAUUCAAGUAGGGACAUCUGGGGACCUCAGUGGUGAAAGACCUUCCCCAGAAAGCUACAACAUCAAGAGACUGAAAACAACAGAAAGCAAGAUCAAAGCCAGGCUGGCCUUAGCCCAUAAGACCUUUACCAAUUUUUUUGAGGCCAAAGUUAUGGAGAAAACAAAUACUGGUUCUGUCAAAGGCGAGAAAGAGAAGCGCAGGCGAGCCCAGGGCUCCUGGCGUGCGUUUCUGAGAAGCAAAGAUGCGGAAGGCUCCAAACAACCCGCUUUAGUGAGUGGGGUUCCAGAACCGGACUUUCCCCAACUCCUCUGCUCUUCCCCACCAGCAAACAGAGGCCACUGUGAAAAGUGGACAAUUGAAACCGACAGCCAUGUAUUUAGGGAGCACUGGACACCCCUAAACUCUCCUGCAACUCUGUCCUCCAGCCAUCUGGCUUCUCCUGAACACCGGAGGAGAAGUGAACCGACCAUAAGACGCACUGCUACCCAGGAAAGCAGUACACACCUCUCUUCUGGAGUCUUCCCAAAGUCUUCCUGGCUGACCUCUGCCACCAGCCCCGGAGCAGCACAGAUUGACAUCAGUUAUGCCCUCCCCUGCAGCUCUGCCUGCCAUUUGACCUGUGAGAACCAAGGCAUGCCCUGUAGACCCACAAGCCCCAAGCCCAGGAGUCCCAUGGCUGGGGCGCAGAGGAUGGAUCUCUGCCUUAGAGGCAGGACUAGUGCUGUCUCCAUGGUCUCUCUCAGAAGCGACAAGGACGCCAACAGAAGUUUAGAAGUCCCUGAACGGCCCAAGGCAUCCAAGGCCAGGAUGAGCCUCUUACUCUCUCUGCAAACACUAAACCAGAACGACCAGAAGGAAGACAAGAGCCAGUGCCAGUGUUACCAUGGCCUGGGCACAGUGCCCUUCCUUAGGGACCAUCCUGGGAAUGAGUGCUGGAGGAAGACAACCGUCACCUCUCCAGAGUCUCCGCACCUUCCUAGAAGAAGCCAUCUGCUCUCCCAGAGUGCCCCAAUGGGACUGGACCACACAGGCUGGCCAGAGCCCACGUCUGACACUGGGAUGCCCGACGGAACUCUGGACACUGUGUGUGCCGAGGAGACAGGCAGUGAGGAGGACCUGUAUGAAGAGCUUCACAACUCUGGCCACCACUACAGCCACCCUAGAGGAGGUGGAGAGCAACUGGCCAUCAAUGAGCUCAUCAGUGAUGGCAGUGUGGUGUGUGCUGAAGCCCUGUGGGACCAUGUCACCAUGGAUGACCAGGAGCUGGGCUUCAAAGCUGGGGAUGUCAUCGAAGUGAUGGAUGCUACCAACAGGGAAUGGUGGUGGGGCCGAGUGGCAGAUGGCGAGGGGUGGUUCCCUGCCAGCUUUGUACGGCUGCGCGUGAACCAGGAUGAGCCCGCGGAUGACUAUGAGGCCCCGCGGGCCGGGGCUAGAGAGGCCGAUGACAGCGGUCCAGAGGCCCAGAGCUGCAAGGACCAGAUGCGCACAAAUGUCAUCAAUGAGAUCCUCAGCACUGAGCGGGACUACAUCAAGCACCUUCGCGACAUCUGCGAGGGCUAUGUCCGCCAGUGCCGCAAGCGGGAGGAUAUGUUCAGUGAAGAGCAGCUGCGCACCAUCUUUGGGAACAUCGAGGACAUCUACCGCUGCCAAAAGGCAUUUGUGAAGGCUUUGGAGCAGAAGUUCAACACGGAGCGGCCACACCUGAGCGAGUUGGGGGCCUGCUUUCUGGAACACCAAGCAGACUUCCAGAUCUAUUCUGAGUACUGCAACAACCACCCCAAUGCCUGCGUGGAGCUCUCCCGGCUCACGAAGCUCAGCAAGUACGUGUACUUCUUCGAGGCCUGCCGGCUGCUGCAAAGGAUGAUUGACAUCUCGCUGGAUGGCUUUCUGCUGACCCCGGUGCAGAAGAUCUGCAAGUAUCCCCUCCAGCUGGCGGAGCUGCUCAAGUACACACACCCCCAGCACAGGGACUUUAAGAAUGUUGAAGCUGCCUUGCACGCCAUGAAGAAUGUGGCCCAGCUCAUCAACGAACGGAAACGAAGACUUGAAAACAUCGACAAGAUUGCUCAGUGGCAGAGCUCCAUAGAGGACUGGGAGGGGGAAGACCUUCUGGUCAGGAGCUCGGAACUCAUCCACUCGGGGGAGCUGACCCGCGUGACACAGCCUCAAGCCAGGAGUCAGCAGAGAAUGUUUUUUCUCUUUGACCGCCAGCUCAUCUACUGUAAAAAGGAUCUGCUCCGCCGGGACGUGCUGUACUACAAGGGCCGGCUGGACAUGGAUGACCUGAAGGUGGUAGAUGUGGAAGAUGGGAAGGACCGAGACCUCCAUGUGAGUGUCAAGAAUGCCUUCCGUCUGUACUGUGGUACCACGGGGGACAGCCACUUACUGUGUGCCAGGAAGCCAGAACAGAAGCAGCGCUGGCUGAAGGCCUUUGCCAGAGAGAGGGAGCAGGUGCGGCUGGACCAGGAGACAGGCUUCUCCAUCACCGAGCUGCAGAGGAAGCAGGCCAUGCUGAACGCCAGCAAGCAGCAGGCCACGGGGAAGCCUAAAGGUGUGGGCAGGCCAGGAUACCUGACCCGCCACAAGCAUCCAUCAUUGCCUGCCAGCCGGCCCCAGCAGCAGGUGUUGGUGCUAGCAGAGCCCAGGCGGAAGCCAUCUAACUUCUGGCACAGCAUCAGCAGACUGGCGCCUUUCCGCAAGUGAGCCAGCAUCCAUCAGAGGACCUGACAGCACUUUGUGGACCCGUCCUUUCCUCUCUGAGGCCUAUACCAUCAGGCCCUCUGCCUGUUUUACAAACUGGAAGUGAACAGGCACAGCAUCAUGCUGUAUGAAGUCUGGGCCCUGCCUCUGGCCCCUUCCCCAUGGCUAGUGUGCGGGUACCAGCCUCUGACUAUACUCUGGACCUGCGCAGAGCCUCCAUCAAUGGUAAGCCUGCACGCCACAGCUCUAAACCUCUGGCCAGGCUAUGCCCAUAGGCACAUCUGCUCUGGACAUUCUUUGGAAAGCUAUCAUCUCCAUUCUCCUGUUUCCUCUGGGUAGGAGACCAAAAUCUGUGGCCAUGAGCCACCUGCCAAAGCAGGUGUGUGCCCCUCUGCUCUUUGUCCGUUCAGGCCCCCCAGUGCACUUGUAACCUGAGAGGUCAGGAACCAGGAAUUAUGCACUAACUCUACCCAUAGCUGUCCUUAUGCCUCCUGGUCCCUGUAGACACUGCUGGCUGCCAGACACCCUCUUUACUUGUGACAUGUGUAACGAGAACAAAACCAUACAGUCCACUGUGUCCCUGGUUCCAGGUUAGUGACAGUAGGUCCCUGUGGCUGGGGCGGCUGCACACCCACCCACCCACUCCCUCCCUGUUCACUAUGGUUUCGGCCGCGUUGUUUCUCUAACACUGGAGAAUUGUUAAUGACACUGAAAGACUGCCUUACCCUAGUAAGUGUGAGAAGCCAUAAGGACUGGACUCUGUGGCCCCUCAUGGCCAGUCUCCUUCCUCGUGGGGCACAUGGCCGGGCCUGCACAUGGUGCAGAGCCUACAGGACUCAGAAGCAUGGAGUCACUCUUGCGCUGCAUCUUCUCUAAUCCAAAAGACACAUUUAAUUUCAUAAAGAAACAAAUGAAAAGUGAUCUGGCUGCUGGUCAGCUGGCAGUGUGUGUCAAUUUCUUCUUGUGUGCUGUCAUCCCUCCUGGGGCUGGUGCCCUGCCUCUCCUCCUCUUCUGCUCUCAGCCUAGUGGAGGUGCUGCUCACUAGGCCACAGCCUCAGGGUUCUCGUACAAGUGGCUUAAGGUGGCUAGGGUCAUUGUUGUAGAGGCCCCAAGAAAGCAGGCCAGGGAACCAUGUACAGAGGGUGGACAGACUCCCUUCUCACCUCCCAGAGUAGCUAACUGGCACACAUGGGCUAAGAGGUGGGCUCAGCAUCUCCUUGCUAAACUGAGGGACCCAGGAGGCUCGUGUGGAGCUGCAGAAGCCUACACCUCCUACAGUACGUAGGACGCUCCACCAAAGCCGACCAAGGCUGAACACA